UCCUUGCGCCCAUGGCUCACCAUGCCUUCCAUCUCUCCAGGGUCGCGUGUUCCACUCCCACCUUGGACACCUGUGAUCCGGGGUUUUCCAAAUAUCUCAGCGUCAUUGUGGUUGCAGGGUUAUAAACCACGGCAAGCAGUCUUCGCAUGUCUUACAUGCGCUGGUGAACCACAGGUGAACGAUGCUGGAAUCUGUUUGGGAUGCUCGGUGCAUUGCCACGACGGUCACAAUAUCAUCGAGUUGUAUACGAAACGACGUUUCAGGUGUGAUUGUGGAAAUAGCAAAUUUGAACGGAAAUGCACUUUGUUCGAGGAAAAAAGUUCUUCAAAUACGGAAAACACAUACAAUCAGAAUUUUGCCGGAUUGUUUUGCGUGUGUAAGAAGCCAUACCCAAGUGAGAUUGAGGAAAUUAUGCAUCAGUGUGUAGUUUGCGAGGACUGGUUUCAUUUAUCUGUGACGUUUUUUACUGAUGUCAUAUCGGGCAUAAUUCGAGUUGUUUUUGUUCUCCAGUUAUGCAAGAUCUGCUCUUCUCGUCUUCCAUUCCUAUGGCGUGUAAGUGUAAGCGAGGCCGACAAUGGUGUCGUAUGUCUGUCGACAGUAGAAGAUGCCAAAGAGGGUCCUUUUCUUCUCUCAUAUGAGUUUCGUGAGCGUUUGUGUCGAUGCCGAAAUUGUUUGGAUCUUUAUGCGCGAUCAGGUUGUGAAUUUUUAAUUGACGCCGAGGACGAUGUUGACGCAUUUAUGAAGGAAAAUAUUGAGAAAACAAAAGAUGUGAAAGAAGGCUUCAACGAUCUUAAAAGAGGUCUGCAAGAUUUCAUUCGUGAGAAAGUUGAAGAAGGGGUCGACGUCAUUACUUCGGAACACGUUACGUCUUUCUUUGAUAAAUUGAAGCGUAGUCGUUUCGAAAGGGAUUCCGGUGAAGACGUCUAA
Molecule: messenger RNA, 927 nt
Organism: Angiostrongylus costaricensis
Lineage: Eukaryota; Metazoa; Nematoda; Chromadorea; Rhabditida; Metastrongylidae
Source: the annotation of a GenBank genome assembly